AUGCUCUCCUCAGGGCUUCUGUCGCUUUUCUUGGCAACUCUUUCUACGGCUGCUCCUCUUGCCCCUCGCCAGAUAACAUGCGCAUCAGGCUUAUACAUCAUCGUCGCUCGCGGCUCUAACCAGGCCAUUGGAGAAGGCUCACCCGGCGAGGUCGCGAACAUGAUCGAAGCGCUUGUCGCAGACUCGUACAGUGUAGCAGUCGACUAUCCUGCGGUUAUCAUCGACUUUGACGAUAACUACUUCACCUCCGUCGUCGAUGGCAUCGAAGACACGAAAGCGAAGAUCCAGGAUUACGUUGCUGCUUGUGGCGCCUCGAGCAGGAUUGCCCUGCUUGGUUAUUCUCAGGGCGGAAACGUCGUAACCGAUACCCUGGCAGGCGGUACUGGGAAACCAGAUCCGAUUGGCGAGGAGUAUAGAGCAAACAUCGUUGGCGCUGCAGUCUUCGGCGACCCUCGAUUCAAUGCUGGCCAACCUGUGAGCGCUGGCGACUCCACCAGCGAUGGCAUCUUCGCGCGAGACAGCAGCUUGGCCGCCCUGAAUACGUGGUCGAAUGUCUUGAGGAGUUACUGCGAUGAAGGUGAUCCAUUCUGCUCCAGCGACUUCGACCUCGACGUCCAUUAUGCCACGGUCGAGAAGUACGCUCAGGCAGCUACAGAUUGGAUAGUGUCGUUGGCUGCCUGA
Zasmidium cellare ATCC 36951 is the source of this 681-nucleotide messenger RNA. RefSeq names its product carbohydrate esterase family 5 protein. The record is from RefSeq and is a predicted model, not a curated record. The coding region runs from base 1 to 681 and encodes 226 amino acids. Gene Ontology annotation, molecular function: hydrolase activity. Lineage: Eukaryota; Fungi; Ascomycota; Dothideomycetes; Mycosphaerellales; Mycosphaerellaceae. The transcript is spliced from 3 exons.